CAAUCACUGCGAGACCAAGGUCAAUUCGUAGCUUAUCACCUCCACGAGGUCAGUUACAAUGGCUACUUACACUGAAGUGUCUCUUCCCCUGCCAGUCCUUCCAGAGGGCUGGUCAGCAGAGAAGGAUUUCAAGGCUCUUGGAAGUCUCUCAGCUGCAACUCAACGCAGCAUUGAGCCUGUUGGACCUCACUUCCUUGCUCACGCUCGCCGUGCCCGUCACAAGCGUACCUUCUCGGAAGAUGACAGGAUCCAAGCUCAAGUAAAUGCCAAGAAGGUCGAAGACGAAGAUGAUGGAGAGAUCAGCGAGCCCGAGGACCCAAUGAUGCUGUCGCGGGAUGCCAAGGAUUGGAAGAGCCAAGAUCACUACGCUGUCCUCGGUCUAUCAAAGUACCGAUACAAGGCCACCGAAGAACAGAUCAAGCGUGCUCACCGCAAGAAAGUCCUCCGCCAUCAUCCAGACAAGAAAGCUGCCGCCGGUAGCACCGAGGAUGACAGUUUCUUCAAGUGCAUUCAGAAGGCCACUGAAAUUCUUCUCGACCCCGUCAAGCGUCGUCAAUAUGACUCUGUCGACGAACACGCAGAUGUCGAACCCCCCACCAAGAAGCAAGCCAAGGGCGACAAGUUCUAUAAACUCUGGGGCAACGUAUUCAAAGCCGAAGGCCGUUUCUCUCGCAUCCAGCCGGUUCCCAAGUUCGGAGAUGAGAACAGCACAAAGGAGGAAGUCGAUGCCUUCUACAACUUCUUCUAUAACUUCGACUCAUGGCGCUCAUUCGAAUAUCAAGACGAGGAUGUUCCCGACGACAACGAGAAUCGUGAUCAAAAGCGUCACAUGGAGCGCAAGAACAACAAUGCCCGUAAGAAGAAGAAGACCGAGGAUUCCGCUCGUCUGAGAAAAUUAGUCGAUGAUGCCAUGGCGGGUGAUGAACGUAUCAAGCGAUUCCGUCAAGAAGCCAAUGCGGCUAAGAACAAGAAGCGCUUAGAAAGGGAGGCGGCUGAAAAGAAGGCAGCGGAGGAGGCAAAGGCGGCUAAGGAGGCGGCAGAGAAGGCUGCUAAGGAAGCAGAGGAGAAGGCCAAGGCAGAGAAAGAGCUAGGCAAGAAGGCUAAAGAAGCAGCGAAGGCCGCCGUUAAGAAGAACAGGCGUGUGCUGAAGGGCAGUGUCAAGGACGCGAACUACUUUGUUGAAGGAGAGCCCGAUGCGAAGGUCAUUGAUGCAGUGCUGAGUGACGUGGAGAUCGUGCAGGGUAAGGUGGAUGCUGAUGAGAUUGCAGCGUUGGCAGGCAAGUUGAACGGCCUGAAGGUGUCGAGUGAGAUUAAGGCUGUUUGGGCUGAGGAGAUCAAGAGAUUAGAGGCUGCGGGCAAGAUUAAGGAGGGCGAGGUCAAGAGCUUUGCUUGAGCUGCAAGCGUGAAGGG
Amorphotheca resinae ATCC 22711 is the source of this 1410-nucleotide messenger RNA. RefSeq lists its product as hypothetical. Gene Ontology annotation, cellular component: cytosol. Gene Ontology annotation, molecular function: ribosome binding; Hsp70 protein binding. The record is from RefSeq and is a predicted model, not a curated record. Bases 59 to 1393 code for a protein of 444 amino acids. Gene Ontology annotation, biological process: 'de novo' cotranslational protein folding; regulation of translational fidelity. NCBI's taxonomy places the organism in Eukaryota, Fungi, Ascomycota, Leotiomycetes, Helotiales, Amorphothecaceae. The transcript is spliced from 2 exons.